AGGUCAGUAUUUUACGGGUGAUGGGGCGUACCGUACUGAAGACGGAUACUACCAGAUCACAGGACGAAUGGAUGACGUCAUCAAUAUUAGUGGGCAUCGUCUGGGCACCGCUGAGAUUGAGGAUGCACUGGAUGAACACCCAGAUGUUCCUGAGACCGCCGUGAUCGGGAUUCCCCAUGAGAUAAAGGGAGAAGUUCCAUUUGCGUUUGUAGUUUUAAAAGAAUCUGCUGCUGAGAACCAACAGGCUGUUGUGAAUGAGCUGCGACACCUAGUGGCCUCAAAAAUAGCUAAAUAUGCCGUUCCUGAUCAUUUCCUGGUUGUGAAGCGUCUUCCUAAAACACGCUCUGGAAAAAUCAUGAGGAGAAUCUUGCGAAAGGUUGCAGUGCAGGACACAAGCAACCUAGGGGACGUGUCCACGCUGGAUGACCCCUCCGUCGUUUCAGAGAUCAUCAAGGCCCAUAAACACUACAGAAGUCUUGCAGCUAAGCAGUAGAAAGACUCUUGGGAAACUGCCACAUUAGAAAUGAGGAGCUAUGAAUAUCAUGCUGUGAUGACAAGGAAUCUGUUCAAGUAAUCCUCAUGUGAAUGAGAGAGCAGCGUAUGCUAGCAGCAACACAGAAUGCAAUUACAGGUUAAGUGCCUUCAAAUGUUGUGAAAUGUGCACAUGAAUCCCUCCUAAACUGGAUGUUAUCCCUUGUAAGAUGUCUUUUUAGCAUUAAUCGCGAAACGUUUUGCACAGCUUUUCUUCUUGUAAACAGAGACUCUGAGAGAUAUGCUACAGAACAUCAGUAUUUUUUAAUAGAUGAUUUUAUUUUAAGGUGCUCAGUCAGUUUGUGUCCAUGCAAAUCUCAACCUUUUCAUAUUCUCCUGUUUUCUCUCAAGACUUGUAUGCCUUUACUUCCUAAUGCUCAACACGAGAUCAAUAUGAUAGUAUUCAUUUUCAACAAUAUCACAAGUUCACAGUAUUCUCAUUUUCCUAGAAGAAAACAGAUCUAUUUUAAAUGUUUUGAAAUAAUAUUUUGUCUGGCUGUUAUUUUUCCUUCAUAUUAAAUGUAACUUUGCCAUCAUAGCUCAUCUACACACUUUUCUAAUACAGCUUUACUCGAAACAAAACUGUCGAUGUAUUUAUGCUUUUACUGAUUACAUCAAAUAUUAUAAACCCUCUUCUAAGUGUCUAAUUUCAAACUGUUUUUCACAAAUUUGAUUCUAAAAAACUUUUUAGAGGGUAUCCUGUGUAAUUCAAAUAUACAUUAACAGUAAGCUAUUUGAAUGUUGGUGGGAUUUAGGUAACUGUUGCCUCUAUAGGACUUAAUAAAGACAGAUAACAUAAAAUUUUCACAGUUUUCAAACAAGCAUACAGUAGCUGAUCAGUAAACAUCAUACACAUACUGGUUUUUUUUUUGUGAAUUGUUGGGACCUUCUAAAAUUUUUUUGUAUACAGUACAAACUGUAUUUUCUGUUAUACUACACUAACCUUAUCCCUUCAGGCCUGUAGCCAGGGGGGUUGGGUGGUUUGAAAGAUGAAAGGUCCAGAAAUUGCUCCAAACAUGAGUUCUUUGUCCUAUUUUGACUGCUAUUUCAUAAUACAUUUUGAAAAUAACCCUU
Molecule: messenger RNA, 1605 nt
Organism: Danio rerio (zebrafish)
Lineage: Eukaryota; Metazoa; Chordata; Actinopteri; Cypriniformes; Danionidae
Gene: acss1
Product: acyl-CoA synthetase short chain family member 1
Biological process (GO): acetyl-CoA biosynthetic process
Cellular component (GO): mitochondrial matrix
Molecular function (GO): propionate-CoA ligase activity; AMP binding; acetyl-CoA synthetase activity
Source: RefSeq, marked validated